AUGUUAAAUAAGAUAGAGCUACAUAAUUAUAAAACUGAUAUUGAAGAUACUAGAACUGAACUUUUAGGCUUAAGUUCAGUAUCAGAAUGGAAUUGCUAUUCAAUUGUGGACCACCCUGGAUUGUUUCUUAUAAAAAACCCCUUUACAAGUCUAGGACAACGCUAUUGGAUUAGAAAAUGUUUAGAAGAAUAUUCGCAAAAGCCAAAUAAAACUAAUAUAGAUGUAGAAAACAUCAUAAAAGAUUGGUGGAAAGAAUGUUAUGUGAAUGGAAAAUGUAAUACCAAAUUGCAGAAGAAACUACGAUGGACAACUCUUGGUUAUCAUCAUAAUUGGGACACAAAAGUUUAUAGUGAAGAAAACAAAUCACCAUUCCCAGAAGACUUAGCAGAAUUAUGUGAUUGCAUAGCUCAAUAUCUUUGCUACACACAGUACAAAGCAGAAGCAGCAAUUGUAAACUAUUAUCAUUUGGGAUCUACUCUUUCUUGUCAUGCUGAUCAUUCAGAAAUAAAUUUGGAGGCUCCAUUGCUUUCUUUUAGUUUUGGACAGUCUGCAAUAUUCUUGAUAGGUGGACCUGAUAAAAACAUAGCACCAUCAGCAAUUAUGCUUGAAAGA
This is a messenger RNA of Iphiclides podalirius (scarce swallowtail), 612 nucleotides long. NCBI's taxonomy places the organism in Eukaryota, Metazoa, Arthropoda, Insecta, Lepidoptera, Papilionidae. The record is from the annotation of a GenBank genome assembly.